AUGGCUCCCCGAGGUCCUCGAGCAGAUGCCGCCCAGCGAGCAAAUCGUGGUGCUACACCCAGAGCGAAGGCUACAACUAAGGGGGGCAUUCAAAAGAGGAGGGCUGGUGUAACAAGGACCGACGUGGAUGGCGAUCUUGACAUGGACGCCGUUGGUAAACAAGCUGCAAGAGCUAUGGGAACCGAAACGAAGGGUCCAAAAGCAAAAACAGCGAAAGCCGCCCCAGGGAAGUCCCUUCGAGGCACCUCGGCAACAGCUCAAGCAGUUUUGAAGCAUGUACAAGGGAAAAACUCCAGACUUCCUGCAGCCAGCUCAGGGCGGGUCACCCGAUCGAGGGGCAAGGGAGUCGACUUGCACUUCCUCCGCGUGCAUGGAUUAAAACAGAGCAAAGCAGCAAACAACCAGGACGGCGGACUUAGUGAUCUACUCAUCUUCUUGGAGAGAAAAGCGUCCUCAUUCACGGGAAAUCAAACACGACAAAUCAUGAUAAAAAAGUCUCACAUGGUUGGAGAUUAUGUCUUUAUCGGUGCUGCGAAGGAGGACGCGGAUGAGAUCCUUAAACUCAACACUUUCACAUUCGCCGGCGCACAACUGGAAAUUGUCGAAUCAACCGAGGAUUUGGCAGGCCAAAGUAAAGGAACAAGAUCCAAAGAGGGCCAAGAACUUGCAGCCAAGUUUCAGUCCAUUUUGAGUCAGCGGUAUAUUGGCGGCGCAAACAAAUUACUGAAACUUGAUGCACUUGCUUCUGAUGCCGCACUCGUCACAAUGGGCAUGUUUGAGAACCCAGAUCUUGCAUUAAGGUCAUUCAAGGGUCUUAUGGUCAUUUGUGAUGAGCUUUUUAAGACGGAGGAGGAGAAGAAGGAAGCUAUUGAGAGCAUCAGUCUUGCCAACAACAAUAUCAAUGACGUUGCUGAGGUUGAAACGGUAGCAACAACGUUCCCUCACUUGAAGCACCUGGACAUGAGUGGAAAUCAGAUCGCCAACGUGGCGGCCCUGGAAAGGUGGAAAGGCAAAUUCAAGUCACUAGAAACACUCUACAUGACAGGCAAUCCUAUCGAUACUACCGAUCCGAGCUACAAAACAACACUGUUGCAGUGGUUCCCAAAACUGCAGGAUAUCAACGGUGUGCGGGUCCGCACCGCCGAGCAAAUCGCUGAACAAGAAGCUGCAUCAAGGCCAAAGCCUAUCCCACAGAGUGGCCCAGACUUCCGCGAUGUGAACGGCAUUGGCGAGAACUUUCUCUUGGCAUUCUUCGCUGCCUACGACAAUGACCGACAAGGCUUGGCGUCUAGACUGUACGAUGAUCAGAGCCAAUUUUCGUUGGCCAUUGACACACAGUCCGUUAGGGACAAGGACGCCCCCGCUCCGAUGGGAUGGGCUUCAUACAUCAGGGUGUCUCGAAACCUGAUGAAGAUUACACAUCAAAAUGCCAGAGUUCAACGACUUUUCAAGGGUGCCAACGUCAUCUACGAAUUGUGGAAAGGUCUCCCACCAACGAAACAUCCCAACAUCAAGGACGACCUGAGUAAAUGGAUCAUGGACUGCCACCCACUACCCGGUCUUGCUGACCCUGCAGGCCAAAACCCAAUGGGCGUGGAUGGCUUGAUCGUAACGGUACAUGGAGAGUUUGAAGAAUACGACGAGAAGACGAACGUUGUUGGGAAGCGAAGCUUUUCACGUACCUUUGUUCUGGGACCUGGUCGGCCUGGCAAGGAGCCUAUUCGAGUCGUCAGUGAUAUGCUUGCCCUCAGAGCGUUCAAUGCGCUACCAAACGUCUUUCUUGCGCCGAAUCAGGCUCCUGUUGAUGGCAGUCACAACACCGACACCAACAGCCAACAUCAGGCCAUGGUUGCUGAACUAUGCAAACAAACUGGCAUGGUACCGCAGUAUUCGGAAAUGUGUCUGGCCCAGGUUGGGUGGGAAUUUGAUAAGGCAUUGGUGAUAUUCAACGAGAAAAAGGCGGGACUGCCAUCAGAGGCAUUCGCUGUACCACCUCAGUAA
Molecule: messenger RNA, 2001 nt
Organism: Metarhizium brunneum ARSEF 3297
Lineage: Eukaryota; Fungi; Ascomycota; Sordariomycetes; Hypocreales; Clavicipitaceae
Gene: MEX67
Product: mRNA export factor MEX67
Biological process (GO): poly(A)+ mRNA export from nucleus
Cellular component (GO): nucleus
Molecular function (GO): protein binding; RNA binding
Source: RefSeq, a predicted model, not a curated record